AUGUCUCUACUCAAAGUUUCCGGAACGAAAAUCGUGGAUGAGAAAGGUGAAGAGGUCAUUCUCCGAGGAGCGGGACUUGGAGGAUGGAUGAAUAUGGAGAAUUUCAUAUCAGGAUAUCCUGGAUGUGAGUAUCAGAUCCGCGCUGCGUUGGCUGAGACCAUAGGAGCAGAAAAAUCCGAAUUUUUCUUUGACAAAUUCCUCGAAUACUUUUUUCAAGAAUCGGAUGCAAAGUUCUUCAGCAGCCUUGGCCUGAACUGUAUUCGACUUCCAUUUAAUUACCAUCACUUUGAAGACGACAUGAAUCCUCGUAUACUCAAGGAAUCGGGUUUCAAGCAUCUAGACCGAGUCAUCGACCUCUGUUCUCAGUACAACAUCUACACUAUACUGGAUUUGCAUACUGCACCUGGAGGUCAGAAUACUGAUUGGCACAGCGAUCACGGAGGCCACAUUGCGAAUUGCAAGUAUCAUCUCUUCUGGAACCAGAAAGAUUUCCAAGAUCGUACAAUCUGGCUGUGGGAGCAACUCGCUGUUCAUUACAAAGGAAACAAAUGGAUCGCUGGAUAUAAUCCGUUGAAUGAGCCUACUGAUCCAUACCACAUUCGCGUAAUAGCCUUCUAUGACAGAGUAUAUACGGCCAUUCGUGCAGUCGAUCCAGAGCACGCCAUCUUCUUCGAUGGUAAUACUUUUGCCUCGGACUUUUCCCAUUUCGGCGACUCUCACAAGAAGUGGGAGAACACUGCUUACUCCAUCCAUGAUUACAGUACUUUCGGAUUUCCAGCAGCUCCUGAGGAUUACGUUGGUACAGAAUCCCAGCAGCGCAGGCUCAGACGAAGCUACGAGAAGAAGAGGGAGUGGAUGGACGCAAGGGGUUUAUGUGUUUGGAACGGCGAAUGGGGUCCUGUUUACGCUAGAAAACAAUACGAGGGAGAGGCCACGGAGAAAAUCAAUGAGGUUAGGUAUCAUGUGUUGAAGGACCAGCUAUCGAUCUACAACAAGGAUCGUUUGAGUUGGUCGAUAUGGCUUUACAAAGACAUUGGAUUCCAGGGCAUGGUCUAUGUUUCCACCAAAUCUGCGUAUAUGACAAAAUUCGCCGAUUUCCUGGCCAAGAAGCACCGACUCGCAGUCGAUGCUUGGGGUGCAGAUGUCUCGGCUGUACAGCAUGUAUAUCAACCCCUCAUUAACCACGUCCUGGAGGAAAUUCCAGAGAGAUUCCGUGACCUCUAUCCUGCACCAGUGUGGAAACUGAGUGAUCGUGUGGGCAGGUUGGCGAGGAAUAUCCUGGUUGCAGAAUUCCUGGUGAACGAAUGGGCAGCGCACUUCGUUGGAAUGGACGAAGCGCAGCUAGAUGAACUGGCGAAGAGUUUCUUGUUUGAAGAGUGCGAGAAAAGGGAAGGACUGAAUAAAAUUUUGACUGACAAUGCGACGCUAGUGAAAGAAGCGUAG
Lentinula edodes (shiitake mushroom) is the source of this 1443-nucleotide messenger RNA. RefSeq names its product glycoside hydrolase. The transcript is spliced from 9 exons. Gene Ontology annotation, cellular component: extracellular region; cell surface. The coding region runs from base 1 to 1443 and encodes 480 amino acids. Gene Ontology annotation, biological process: glucan catabolic process. Gene Ontology annotation, molecular function: beta-glucosidase activity. The record is from RefSeq and is a predicted model, not a curated record. Lineage: Eukaryota; Fungi; Basidiomycota; Agaricomycetes; Agaricales; Omphalotaceae.